Pelodiscus sinensis (Chinese soft-shelled turtle) is the source of this 3588-nucleotide messenger RNA. It is a transcript of the gene PIH1D2, whose product is annotated as PIH1 domain containing 2. The record is from RefSeq and is a predicted model, not a curated record. Gene Ontology annotation, cellular component: R2TP complex; cytoplasm; ribonucleoprotein complex. Lineage: Eukaryota; Metazoa; Chordata; Testudines; Trionychidae. Gene Ontology annotation, biological process: rRNA processing; box C/D snoRNP assembly.
GGAACGCAGGGAUUGGAGGGCUAACGUCACUUCCACUUCCGGUUUGUCUCACGUCGGUUGUUAUGGAAACGGCUUCUGGUGUCGCGAGGCAUGAAGAAUAGCAUCUGUACUGCUUCCUGAGGGACAUUUGUGCUAAUCAUGACUGCUCCUUCUUGCCCCGAAGACAUGCUGACCCAAGUGACCCAGUUCUGGAACAUGCUGGAUGAAAUGGCAGAAAGCACUCCUGAGAGUUACCACAGAUUCAUGCAGCAGCAGCUGGAGGAUGCAAAGCAAUAUUGUGCUCCCCCUGAACCACAUCUUUGUCUACAGACCCACAUCUUGGAGCCUAAUGAAAAAUCAUUAUUCAUUAACCUCUGCAGGUGGAAAAGGGUCCCAGCUCCUAAGUCACCUACUGAUCCAAUACCUUUAAGUGCUGGCCCAUUAGAAGAGGUGUCUGAUAAAGCAGAGCUUUACUCCCUCAUAGAUAUUGCAUAUAACCCAACUGUUCUUCAGAGACAAGAGAGCCAAGCAAAUAUGGAUCACUUGAUCCAGCUGACAUUUAAAUACAUUGAAGAGCGUUACACUCUCUCUCUGUCCCACUCUUACCACAUUGCUACAUUCACACUCAAAGGAAGCCUGAAAAGGAUGAAACAGAGUCUGAAAGGAGGACCCCUGCCAGAUCUAACUUUCAAAAAGAACACAAGGAAUGAAUUGACCCUGGACCAGAUGUUGCAUAACCUGCGAGAGGAGAAAUGCAAUAAUGCUACACCUCUACUGAACAAGGAUGUUGCACAGUCUAAAGUGCAUCUGAUAGAAGAGAUAGCCAGUUUGGAGCUGCCAGAGGAGCCAAUCACACCAGCCUACGAACUGACCAUUGCAAAGGAUGCAAACAGGAAACCUGUAAAGAUUGAACUGAAAGUUGAAUUGCCUAAAGUUAGCUCAGUUUCUGAAUGUGAACUGAGCAUUUCAAAGGACGAUGUAAUUGUUGAAGUCCCUAAGAAAUACAGAUUACAGCUGGAUUUGCCAGAAUUGGUUGAUGAAGAAGCAGCUACAGCAACAUUUAUCAAAGGGAAAGGUGUAUUGCUUAUCACAAUGCCAGUUCCUUAAAGAAAAUGUCAGGAACAGCAGGGUCUCAAAAAACUAGUGGGUAUGGGGACACUCUUAAAGAUUACAAGAAAGACUAAUGGUUAAAAAAGUUACCAAUACGUAGAUAUCAGUAUCACUGUGCUAUUUUAAGAAUCCAUUCUAUUGUCUGUGCACACACAGUUUCCUUUGAGAACAGAGGGUGAUGAAAUUUACAUAGAAAAUAUAGAAUAGGAAGAAAUUCUUAAUACAAGUUGUAAGCACUUAUGGGUUUCUUAAAUAAUUUUCUCUCUACACACAAUUCUAUAUUACUAACUUCACUACCAUGUUCAGUUUCUCCAUCAAUAAAGCAAUAAAGUGUGAUUAACUUUGAAAAAACUGUUUUUCCUUUCUGCCUUUACUCUGGUAAAAAAAAAAUCUUAUCUGCUGUUUGUAAACUGUUUCCUUUUAAAUAAAGAGGAUUUAAUGGUGGUGACACUGAGGAUGCAUGACAUGUAACACUGCAAGCUCUCUCACAACCUGGCUCCUUUUUUUCAAAUAGAUCUGCAAGGGUUACCUUUAAAAGGUGAGGCAAAUAGUCUACAAUGCCCAUUUAAACACUGGGUCCUCUACAGAUACUACUAUGGGCAGCUGUGCACCAAGAGCUAGCCUUACUCACCAGUUAGCAAUGGUUUUGCAAUUUCAGCAGAAUUGGGCAACAUUACAGUAGUGCCCUAGAACUAGUCUGCCAAUUCAAGACUGCUUACAUAAUGAAUAUUAAGGUCCAAGAACCUAUGAAUAAAAAGUAUCUACCAAGAGUUUUGACUACUAUACUCUCCCCACAUUCUCUAUGCCUGGUGCCAGCCAGCAUUCAUGAAGAAAACAUGCCAAUGCAGAUGGAGAUAACCUUGUCCCAUGCAACAUAUAAUAUAACAGAAGAAUGUUUAAAAAUACACCAGAAAAUAGAACAGACACAUUAGAAAUGUGAAUUGUAUUUAAUUUUAACAGACACAUUUACUCAUGAGCAGCCAUUCUUAAUUUCCCUCCCGUUUUGUACUGAAACUGUUACAAGGAUUGCAUCUAAAGAUGCACUUUUCUAGGUGUAAGUCAAAUUGAAAUAGUGUUAAUGUACAUGAGCUGCCAUAGUUGGAGUGUCUAGUGAGCAACAGGGUACUGCAAGCAACACAAAGCCAAGAGUAUACACAGAGCUGUACUGCAAUCUGUUCCCAUCAGGCUGUCACUAGGACAGUGGUCCUUUGGCACAAGCUAGUUCUUGUUUUGAUUAAUUUUCAGAUUAUUAUGGGGAAGGGAUAACAAGUAUCCAGGAUUUUCUUUGACCAAAAUUCUAAGAAUAGGGGAGCAGUAUGCAGUUCAGCAGUAGAGUCAAAAACACAUUUCAUCCAAGUCCAGUGCUGCAUGACAGUGCUUUCACAAACAGGUUGCUGAACCACUUAUGGCGGGAAACUUAAUACAAUAAGUUUCAUUUACCCAGCCAGAAGGGCUGAAGACUUGGAUCGACUGUGCACUAGCAGUGAGGUCAGCAGCAACCAUUACUAAACAGACAAAGCAUAGGGACUAUUUUUAUUAGUCUAACAAUUCCAAAGAUUUAAUAGAACAAUGGGCCCACUAGAGAAUCUGAACUGGAGAAAAUGAGAACAUUUUAAAACUGAAGUGCAACUACUUUUCUUCUUACCCAACCAAAGUUAGGCACAUCUGCAACCGAGUAAAACGUUAAAUAGUUCUCACAAAAAUAUUUAAUCUCCACAGUAUAUUUUUUCAUUAUCUUUAGUGAAUUCUGUAACAACUUUACAAGAGAAUAUAUUUAAUGCAAUGCAUAAGGUACAGAAUAAGUUUAUGUAAAUAAUUUAACCUUUUGUUUCUACCAAGCUCUCCUGGUCACUGAUCAAUUACAUGAUCCUUUUUUAUAAAUUAAAAUUUCCUAUUGGAAAGUGGAAUUUUAAGAGAGGCCACCGUUGUAUUCUUCCCCAUCACCAUUGUAGGACACAAUGAUUAAUGCAUUUGGGCACAAGUCCAACAGAAAACAUCUGAAAGCAUUUUACAUACACUAUAUACAUGGACAGCACACUUUGCAGUUUACUAAGGCUGGGACAGUAAAUACAUUUCAUCCAAGAAUUGUGAUAUCAAUGACCUCAACUGACGUCAGAGCUUCCUGUGUCAAGAAUGUCUGAAAAAACAAUUUUCAAGCAUACACGUCAUCAAAGAAAUUAUGCCCAGGGAUAGAAUUCCAAUGUCCAAAUUACACAUGCUAACAGUGGAUAUUAACACACAUAGCAAGAAAUUCUCCUAACCAUUCUGCAGAACAACUAUUUCCACUGCAGUGUUAACAAUACACCCUGUUGCAAGAGGGCAAGCAACCAUGUAAGAUAAUUUCAUACAAAAACACACACAAGUGAAAGAUGGAGCACAUUCUCUGUGGCAUUCAGAAGAGAUUUGAUUGUACUGUUUUGACAGGGAUCAUUUAGUAGUAAAAAUCUAAGCUAAUGUUGAAAUACAAGGAGGAAUUCCAAUGUAAAUCUUUUGUCCUAU